Selaginella moellendorffii is the source of this 886-nucleotide messenger RNA. RefSeq lists its product as uncharacterized. NCBI's taxonomy places the organism in Eukaryota, Viridiplantae, Streptophyta, Lycopodiopsida, Selaginellales, Selaginellaceae. Bases 26 to 859 code for a protein of 277 amino acids. The transcript has 4 exons. The record is from RefSeq and is a predicted model, not a curated record.
CGUGUUGCAAUAAAGAACUGGAAUAAUGAGUGAGCCAGCGGCAGGCGACACUCUUACAAUGGCGGCGCUCAAAGUGCUGUGCAUGGGUGAUCCAUGGAAGAAGGCCGAGUAUGGAGACACCGCCGCCACUCUCUGGCAGAGCGGAGCCAUUCUCGUGCCCUAUGCCACUGCACAAGAACAAAAAGUACCGGAUCAUCCCGCCCGCAACUCCAUCGUGAAGCUGGUGGCUCCUCAGCAAAUGCCCAAGCUCGGCAAGGCCGGUAGCUUGCUAAGCCGCAAGGCGCUUCUCCACAGUCUUGUCAACAUCGAGAGCUGGGCGAUCGAUCUUUCUUGGGAUAUUAUAGCUCGAUUUGGCGAGGAGGAGCGGCUGCCAAGGGAGUUCUUCGACGAUUUCGUCCGGGUUGCUCAAGACGAAGGCAGGCAUUUCAGGCUCCUGGCUGCUCGGCUGGCGGAGCUGGGAUCCUUCUACGGCGAGUUUCCUGCUCACGAAGGCCUGUGGAGCUCCGCUAUCGAGACGUCCGGCGAUCUAGCAGCCAGGCUCGCCGUGGAGCAUUGCGUUCACGAGGCUCGGGGUCUCGAUGUUCUUCCGACCACCAUCUCGCGUUUCCGGAAGAAUGGCGACGAGGAGACUGCCAAGCUGCUCGAGUCUGUGAUCUAUCCCGAGGAGAUUACUCACUGUGCGGCUGGUGUCAAGUGGUUUGCAUUCCUGUGCCAGCGAAGAGCGCAAGGCCGAGAAGGCGAGGUGGACAAGGCUGCCAUUGCCAAAGAGUUCCACACCACUGUGAGGAAGCAUUUCAGAGGUCCCUUGAAACCACCUUUCAAUGAAGCAGCGAGGAAAGCCUCUUGCAAAGAGCGAUAAAGCACAAGCCUGACAAGAAAAAAAAAA